This is a messenger RNA of Fusarium sp. VM40, 5754 nucleotides long. The record is from the annotation of a GenBank genome assembly. Lineage: Eukaryota; Fungi; Ascomycota; Sordariomycetes; Hypocreales; Nectriaceae.
AUGGAACAAGAGGUCAAGGUCUCAGCGUCCUUGGAUCAGGAUGAGAACAACAUCCCCUACGCUGGAGAUCCUGGUGAUCGGAUUGACCUUCUGAUCGAUCCGAAAAGCGAAUCUUGGACACAAAGGCACGAAUGGUUCAUCGAGGCUUUGGAUACGGACAUUUCUAUCGAUGCCAUACUAAGGAUUACCUUCACCCGCCAUGAAGCUCUCAUGCUGAUGCCCUCCGAUCGCCCCGAUAUUAAAGAACUACAUGCCGCCAAUACAAAGCGAUAUAAGGCUUUACUCGCUGGUCGCUUCAAGGACGUCGAAGACUCUCUGGCAACAAAGCUCACAAUGACCUACUUUGGACUCCCCGUCGCUCCCAUGGAAAAUCCUCUGCUAGAGCUUGCGGAGAGUCUUGGAAUUGAGCAAGAAGAGGUCCCUCGAUACAAGGUCAGGCCACCGCUACACUUUCUCACUGCUCACGACCGCCGAAACUGGGGGAAGGAUAGCCUGAAAGCUCCAGAAGCCCAAAAUUACCCCAUACAGAUCCCCAAAACAUCUGAACCGAUCUUGGGUCUUCGUGGAGGUGACACCACUGUGGACUCUCAGGUUCUCCAAGACUACUUCCCCAAAGAUGAGAUGCCUGCCAAUGCAAAUGAACAAUGGGUCUACCUGUACGGUGUUAACGGGCGUGUACCCUUUGCCCCUCGAAAGUGGUUUUCAUUUUCAUGCGUUCUCCGCCAGUUGCUCCGCACCAAUUCAACUACCCUUGAUGGCGACGACAACGGGUCUGGCAAUAAAAUUUCCUUAAUAGUAUACGAUCUGAAGAUCGGCAAGCCCCAGAUCAUCCACGAUAGUCUGCCCCUGACAAAGGAGAGUCCCGCGAUGGCUCAUCUUCAGAAGCACUUUACCAGCAACGGAAAGCAUACUCAGAAGGACUGUUGUAUUCUCUUUGCCGAUCAGGGCUGGACGGAGGUCAACAGGGGACCGGAGGUAUGGGAGCCCCUCAAGCAGCAACUCGAAUUAGACACGGUCCGAAUCGGACGCUCUCUUGGAUAUGCACCAAAUGGACCUGAGCAAGACGUCAUCAGCUACGCUUACAUCGCAUUCCCCAAGACCAAGGGCUCAACGUUUGUCGUUGGCAAGUAUGCGUCUAAUCAGUACAAUGUUCAUUUGAGGGCCGCUAUCGAGGUUCUUUUCGGUAUUCCACGCCACGCAGAGCACAACCAUGCCUUGUUUCGGAUAUUCGACAAGAACAAGCCCAAAGCUGUGUGGGAUAUCCCUAUCAUCUACGGCGGCAUGGGUCUUCCGCAGUGGGCAUGGGAACUGCUUCAUCCGCUCAAUAACCCCGGCGCUUGCUGGAUGGUGGAAUGCUGCUGGCUUGAACCUAAUGUUGAUCCUAUUAUCCUACCAAACUAUUACCCGCUACCCAACCCGCACCUAGUGUCAGAAGACGAACCUGAUACAGCUACUUAUGAGCAGGCCCACAGCUCGCUUACUGAAAUCAUCACGGAGGCUUUCGACGCGUCGACUGUAAGAAAGGUCAAUGCAAUCUCUGCCAUUGAUGGCGAUCUCUCAGCUUCCUUCCAAUACCCCCUCGAAGGCUUGCACUUUGACUUUCCCAUACAGAAUCCCGACGACGCAUGGGCUUUGGGCAGGAAGUUGAGGCAAAGGUCAACAUGGUUCCUUAUGCUCUAUGUGAAUUGGUCUCCUGGGCAUUGUCGCUUGUUCCCAGACUGGUACAGUGGCGGGAAGGUCUCUGUAGAGAUGCCACCUCUCACAUCAGAAUUGAAGACCUUCCAGGGCGCUAUUCAUGAGCUCUGUCUACUCACUCAGCAUGAGAGAGAUCCGCGCAAGGAUCAUAUCCUACUCAAGGAGACUCCUUCUGUGGACAGUAUUCAGGUGCAAGACAUGGACUCGCCUGCCUAUCUGAUCACUCCCGAGACAACCGAGAACGACUGGCUUCGCAUCAGGCGAUACAUCACAUCCCCCAGUAUCAUAGUGUCUUUCUUCAAGAAGACAGAGGUUGACUGGACAACCUGCAUAGCCAGAAGCAACAUCUGGGGUCCACGAAUUAGCGAUCACGAUAACGUCCAGGACAGGCGAAGAUGGAAACGAGACGUUCUCGACAUAAAAGCUCUAGACGGCCGUGAAAUUGAUCUCCACGCAAACUACCCCGCUGAUCCUUACAUCCUCAGGCCCGUCGAGCCUGUAGACGAAGAAGUUACAGUUCGCGAUGACAGGAUUGUGCGAGCAGCGUCUUCACUGAGGGAAUCGGCUUUCAGGGCGCCCGAGCUGCCAAAGGCAGGGGCUCAAGCCAAAGCUGGUUCGGUUACUCUCCAGCUACCGGGUGCUCCAGUCCUCAGUAAUCAGUCCGCCACACUCGAUGAUGAGGAGCAUGAUAUUGGUGUCCGAGCAACGGAACGACCUUAUUGGGUAAAUAAACAUAUUAGAGAGUUCUUUGAUGGGGCUUCCGAUACGUCUUCUGAAGAGGAGUCUACUGAAGAUCAAGAUUCUGUCAUGGAAGAUGAUUUGGCUCCCGGAGAGGAAGAGGAAGAGGAAAUCGGCGACGAUAUGGACGUGGACAACGACACAGAUCAGAGACCCUAUCCCUAUCUUUUUGCCUAUGAAGAUGAUAAAUUCGACGAAGUCGAAGAGGAGCAGGACGUUGUUACCUCCCUUCCUGGUCCAUUCACCAAGAUGCCCGGCAGUGAUGACACCGUUGGGAGAGAUGACCGAGGCCGCACAUGGGCCAUUCAACCCAGCCUCUUCGAUGGCACCAACCCUGAUACCUGGCCCUCUGUUGAUGAUAUUAACAUCCCCUUGACCGCAGCUCCUGUUGAGAAGAUCCACCGCAUUAGCAACAGCGUCCCCAUGGUCUCCAAGGCCAUUCUCACUGCUACAGAACAGGCCGAGCUGCAGCGCAGCCUCUGGGACGCUCGCAACAUGCUCCUCAAGCGCACCAUGCAGUGCCCUUUCGAGAACUGCGACUUCACCUUCCGUCUUGAUGAUCAUGAAGCUAGAGGCAAGCACACUCGGAGUGUGCAUCAGUCACGGAAGUGUCCCUGGUGUGACGAGAGUUUGUUUGAAUGGUGGGAUGCAGAGCAGAAGGAUAGGCAUAUGCGGGAGAAGCACAGCGACCGCUUGAAGACUAUUCUGGGUCUUUCAACCCAACAGGGUAAGGCCCAGCGGUUUACAAAUACUCGCCAGAGCCAGCAGGUUAACACCCAACGGUUCCCUAAUCCUCGCCAUUCAGACACCAGGACUGCGCAAUCUCGUGUCGGAAACGCCGCGGCGCGAGUUUCCUUCGCCGGAACACAGAAUAACAACGUGGGCUCUGGAGGGCAGUCGCACUCAGGAGGACCUGCGCCGUCUUGGGGCCGUACGCAAACUCGGGCGCCUCCUGGUAGCCAACCUCAACCGACAGCCCAAGCUGGGCCUUCUGGGGCCGGUACAGAUAUCGAAAUGGACAACUCCUUCAUGACAGGAACCAAUCCAGCACAGAAUAACAGAUCCUUUGUCCAAGGGCCACCAGUCCCUAACCCGUUUUCUUCCUCACCAGCCGCCCCAGUAGCGCCUCUCAGUAUUGCAGAUCGGGUCAGGGAAGAGUUGAGGCCUUUACCGAAGCCCUCCCAACCACCACGCCUUCUCGCAUACCCACUUCCGUGGUACGAUAUGCCUGGGCCGGUUCCCCACAUAGAUCCUCUCAAGAAGUGCUCCUACCAAAGGUGCCCGAUUCCAGAAAUGGAGCAUCUCAGCUCGGAUGGUGUGUGGAAGCACUUCAAACUAGCCCAUCCCGAUCAUAAGAUGGACGCUUGUCCCUUCUGCCGUCUUCCGUUUCGUUACGAUGCCGGCAAGGACGAAAAGGGCAAAAUGAUCCUGAAAGACCGCAAGGUCGAGGAGUGUAUCAAGCACUUCGAUUGCCACAUCUACAAGCUCUGGGACAUCCUGGAGCCCCCUGGGUGGCUAAGUAAGCACCCGCUGUGGAACACGCCCGAGUGGAAUUCUGGCUAUCCCAUUACCAUUGCCCCAGAAGUUUGGGAUGCUAUGAUGGCGGAAUAUGAAGAGAAGAAAAAGGCUGGCAAGAUCCCCGGCCUCCCGACCAUUUCGAUGAGGAAUAAGUCUGUUGCUCCUCAAACCGCUACCACAGCAGCCACAACCAUUCAGCCUGAUACUGCCCAGCCUGCUACUGCACAACCCGCUUCUACACAGCCUGCAGUUCCCCAGGCUGAGAAGCAGACGCCAGCUGAGUCUCAAUUGUUGAAAAAGUGCGCUUUCUUCGAGAAAUGCGGCGCGUACAUUGAUGCCAUGACCGCUCAGCAGCUCCGUCGUCACAUCCGUGCAAGUCAUGGAAAGGAAGUGCAGAUUCUGGAGUCUGAUGAUGAAGAUGGUGGGGACGAAACUGAGAACGAAGAGCCUCGUUCGAUAACGCCAACUCCUAGACGACCUGUUCCCAAACCCACUCCGCGCAAGCCUUUACCUCCACCGAAACAGGCGACCCAGGCCUCAUCGGAUACUGAAGAGUCUACCCAUUCUGGGGCUGUGGUGCCUGCGAAGAAGACCCCCGCCAAGACAAACACUCGCAAGCCUCGACCUGUUAACAACUCAGAGGCUGAAACCGUAAGCGACGUCGCCUCUACUGUCUCCCGCGGCAGACGGUCUAGUAAGGUAGCCCGCCCCAAGCCAGUGACAGCAGCACCUGCUGGCGAUACCCAAGGUAGCGGGUCUAAGAGCUCAGUCACCGAAGGUCGAGCCAGUACAGCCAAGAAGUCCAAGACACCUCGUCCAGCAGGUGAGAAGGAUGGUGACUACGAAGAUGAUGGCGCGGAGACCGAUGAAUACGAUGAGGAGCAGCUUGAUGAAGGGGUCACUCGUCGUCGUCGGGCGAGAUCUCCAGACUGGGUUAAGAAACUUGGUCCUGGAGAUCCCGACUUUGAUCCUGAUGAUGACAUGUACUGCUCCAAAUGUCUUCGCAAGGCGCCUAAGAGGCGAAGCAAGAGUCCCAAUCGCUCACCCAUCGGUCGUGCCCGAGAGCUCGAGUUCCACACUGACAAGGAUCGCUGCUGUGGCAUCCGCAAUGGAAGAGGUUCAGCGGUCCAUCUCCCCAAUCGCAGUGGCUGGAUCCGAGCCCGCGAACUCCCCAAGAAACUGGGCGAUAUCAAGGAGAAAUUCCGCCGCCGCUACCCAACCUACGCGCGCACGUUGUAUCCAACCAAAGCAAGCGAUAACUACGCUUCCGUCUGGCGCUCCGAUCCCAACAACGAGGACAACAUGGCAUUGUGGGACAUCCCCUGGCCUCCAUACGAGGGCCUGCCGCCGUUCCCCGGAUCAUGGGAGGCACCUGGGUUGCCAUGGGAUGACACCGCAGCUGGCCGUAAGCGACGGGAGCAGUAUAUCGGCCAACACGUCCAUGACCCUUCAUAUCGGUACUCAAGCGACUCCGACUCGGAUGAUGGGCUGAGGCCAGAUGUAGACGACCUCGCCGAGCUGCAAAGCGAUAUCAGCGUAGGACAGAAGCGCCGCGCUAGCGCAUCGACCUCGGCGAACGACACAGAUGCACCCGCGGCCAAGAAAGCCAAGAAGGGCAAGACUGCGCCUAAGACACCAGGACGUCCUAAGAAGACUGGUAAGGCCAGUACUCAACCUUCGCGUACGUCGAGUAGACUUCGACGACGACAGGUUAGUGAUUCGCCUGCUCCUGCAGUGGUGGUUGCUCCUGUAGAUGAGAAUGAGGAUGGGGAUGAAGAUGAGGAUGUGGAUGUGGACGCGUGA